CUCGCCUUUGCAAUCCGGGCAAUUCCUCUCUCUGCUUCUCCUUUUGCUUCUUCUAAGCCGAACUUCUCUUUCCCCCCUCACCUCGGGAUCUCAGCCUCCUCGCUGAACAUCACAGGGAAAUCUCUCUCUCUUAUUUGAUUCCUGCUUUGCAAAUUCUGGUGGGGCUGUGUGUGUGCGAGCGCGUGUGGGUCUUUGCUGACUUUUUAUCCCGGAGAGAUUUUGGUUGGGUUUUAUUUUCCUGCCUCGAUUCCUUCACCCUUCCAUGGGGGGGGGGCUCUUCUUUUGCUUUCAACACUUUUUUGUUUCUGUUUAAAUAAAACCUUUCUUCCUUGCCUGCAAACUUUUUGCUGUUCCAAUGUAUCACCUCUUGCGGUUUAGUUGUUUGCUACCCAGGCACCUCCAGAUCUUGUAAAUAGUGAUUUGUGGAGUGUGGAGAUUCUCUCUCUCUCUCUCUCUCUCUCUCUCUCUCUCUCUCCCACCCCACUGCCUGUACUGAGCAGAGUUGGACCUUUACUCCCUUCUCCCCAAGGACCGAAGCUCAUUUCGCUUCCCUCUGCUGUUUAACCCUCCAAGUCCUCCUCCUUUUUCUUUCUCCGCUGGACCCACCAAGGGUUGCCCUCUCCAUCUGCGGUGGUUCCUGUGUUGGACGGGGUCCUCUCAGCUGCCCAAUAUGGCGCUAGGAGGUGGUUUAGAGGUCUUCCAAGCAGAGAUGCUCACCUUCAGUUUAUGGGAUUAUGGGGUCUUUGCCUUGAUGCUCCUCAUCUCCACCAGCAUCGGCCUCUUCUAUGCCCUCUCCAAAGGAGGCCAGAAGACCUCGGAGGACUUCUUCACAGGCGGGCGGCAGAUGUCGGCCAUCCCCGUGGGCCUCUCCCUCUCCGCCAGCUUCAUGUCGGCCAUCCAGGUUCUGGGGGUCCCGGCCGAGGCCUAUCGCUAUGGGGUGAAGUUCCUGUGGAUGUGCUUGGGGCAGCUGCUGAACACACUCCUGACCGCUUACCUAUUCCUGCCGGUCUUCUACCGCCUUGGCCUCACCAGCACCUACGAGUACCUGGAAAUGAGGUUCUCCAAAGCAGUCCGCCUGUGUGGGACGAUCCAGUAUAUCAUUGCCACGAUGCUGUAUACCGGGAUUGUCAUCUAUGCUCCAGCCUUGAUCCUCAACCAAGUGACUGGGCUGGAUAUCUGGGCCUCUCUGCUCUCCACGGGGGUCAUCUGCACCUUCUACACAACCAUUGGAGGAAUGAAAGCCGUGAUCUGGACGGACGUUUUCCAAGUGGUCGUGAUGCUUUCGGGUUUUGUCGCCAUCUUGAUCCAGGGGACCAUCUUGGUGGGGAGCCCCGCACAAGUCCUGGCCAUCGCGUACAAUAACUCCCGGAUCAACUUCAACGACUUUAACCUGGAUCCUCGCAGCCGCUACACUUUUUGGACCUUCAUCUUCGGCGGGACGAUGGUCUGGCUUUCCAUGUACGGCGUGAAUCAGGCCCAGGUCCAGCGCUACGUGGCCUGCAAGACAGAGAGAGAGGCAAAAUUAGCUCUCCUUGUCAACCAGGUGGGCCUUUUCUUCAUCGUCUCCAGCGCUGUGGGCUGCGGGAUUGUCAUGUUCACCCUCUACAAGGACUGCGACCCCCUUUUGGCCGGAUAUAUCUCUGCACCUGACCAGUACAUGCCUUAUUUGGUCUUGGAUAUCUUUGAGAAAUACCCGGGGGUACCUGGACUUUUCCUGGCUUGUGCAUACAGCGGGACUCUGAGCACGGCUUCCACCAGCAUCAACGCCAUGGCCGCCGUCACCGUGGAGGACCUGAUCAAGCCAAACUUGCCUAACCUCUCCCCACGGAAGCUGACCCUCAUCUCCAAAGGGCUCUCACUGAUCUAUGGGACAUCAUGCAUCACCGUCGCAGCGCUGUCUUCGUUACUGGGAGGCGGGGUGUUGCAGGGCUCGUUCACCGUCAUGGGCGUUAUCAGUGGGCCCCUUCUGGGAGCCUUCAUCCUGGGGAUGUUUAUCCCAGCUUGCAACACCGUGGGGGUUUUGACCGGGCUUCUUGUGGGAUUCGCCCUCUCUUUCUGGGUGGCCGUGGGGGGCACUCUCUACCCGCCCAGUGCUGCCACCAUGGGGGUGCUCCCAUCCUACGGAGACUUGUGCCCGCUCUACAACGCCUCCGAGGGAGCCAACGGCACCAUCGUGCUCGGUCCGCUACCACCCCGGAACAUCACGGAAGUCGCAGACAGGUCGGCCAUUGCGGAUGACUUCUACGCCAUUUCCUACCUCUACUACGGUGCCUUGGGAACACUCACCACAGUUUUAAUCGGGGUUCUAGCCAGCUGCCUAACCGGGCCUGAGAAAAGGAGCUCAAAGAAGCCAGGCGUGCUCUGGUGGGACGUCAUGAAGCAGACUGCCAUGGUCUCCCCAGAGGGGCUGAAGAAACCUUUCACCAAGGAUACAGUGAACUCUCCCGAUCUGCAGAAGAAAGCCUUUGGCUCAGCGUCUCUGGUGCCCAGCUUCCCGGCCGAGGAGAAGACCCUGUUGGCCAAGGAGGAGAUGGCAUCAUCAGAGGCGUCCGAGGAGAACCUCUGUGUCUGCAACGCUUUUGACAGCAGCUCUUUCCACCUGCUCAGAGAGACCAACGUGUAAAGGGUUGGGCACCUUGAGGCCAGAAGCCUCCUGGACCAGCUUGACUUGGGGAAGGACCCCAUUUUGGGAGGGGUGGACCUCAUUCCACAAAGGGGUAUUUGUAGGCCUCUGGCCCAGGCUAGGCUGCAACCUCUGGAGAAAUUUGGGCAGGGCAUUCCUGGCCUGUUCUCAAAAUCUGGCCAAGUUGUGCCAACAACACGGGGCGACGUGGACCCUGGGUGGCUUCUGCUUGUCCUUUUGGAGGACACGCCUCCCCAACUGGGUCCCGUGACAAGGGAGCUGUCAAGCAACACACUCGGCAAUAGCCGAGAGAAGCCAGGCAGACAGUGAGCUUCUUCAUCAGUCCAUUUAUUAGUAUCAAACAGAAACACAGGGAGAUCCAUAAAGCGUGCUCCCUCGAGGCUUGAGUUGCUGCCCAGGGUGCCUGCUCCUCUCCCCAGAAGCUCACUUUCUCCGUAUCAACCCGUCCUGCUGCCUACGGCGGCUGCCAAGGGACCCCUUCUGUCGAUGUCUAGUUUUCUGCUCUGUGACAUGGAGGAAACACCUGGUUUGAGGUGAAGGAGGGGGAUCUAUCAGGCUCUCAAGGGACAUCGUAUCAACUGGCUCUGGUACUCUCCCUAUCACAUCCAGCUCCUGUCUCUGUUCAGGGCUGGUGCAUUGGCUAGCUCAGGGGUUCCCAACAAAAUUUUCUCGAGGACCCCUCACCGAGCCACUAUUGUGACAAGGACCCCCAUUAAUUCCUAAUCCUAAAAUUAAAAAGUGAGAGCCAAAUUAAGAGUCUUUUUAUAUUUUAUAUUUAUACGUUUUUUACAGUUCUUCCUCUUCAUCUGUAGGCCUUUGUCGUUUUAACGAACCACUUUUUAACCAACGGUCCAUUUUUAACUAUACGAACUGUAGCUUCCACGAAAAACAACGCUUUGUUUACAAACACUACUGUUUUGCAAAGAGGCAGCGCGCGUCAGGGAAGAGGGAGGGGAAUGGAGAAGACAGGGUACCUGCGCAGUAGCGCACAAAUGAAGCCGACGCGCGCAAAGCAUCUUGGGGAGGUGAGCGUUAGUAGAAUGAGCGCACUGCCUCUUUGCAAAACAGUAGUGUUUGUAAAGCACCGCCUAACGGCAUACAGCAGAACUACUGCCUCUAUCUAAUUCUAGUUUUGCGCUAGACUCUGCUCAUGCAGGAAGCAGCCAAAACAAAAAAUCUGUUAUCAUACGAAAUAUAUUUAAUAUAUUUUUUAUUCUAAUAGCAUCUUGCGGACCCCUCUGGCAUAGCUCGCGGACCCCUGGGGGUCCGCGGACCACCUGUUGGGAACCACUGGGCUAGCUCACCCCUGUUCCUUGCCUUCCAAUAUUUCCUUCUCCUUCUCCUUCUCCUCCUCUUCCUGUUUCCCACCACCAAGGAUCUGGGUGCAUACUUUCUUCUUCUGCCCCCUCCCUGGGCGCCUCUUAGGGUGGCCGUUUCCACCACUCCUCCUCAUCUAGCCCUGAUAUCUAUUUUCCAUUUUCACCUGGAAAUGGAGGAGUUUGAGACUGGUGAAGAUGAGAAAAAACAGAUGUUGCAAACUGGAAUAUUAUUAUUAUUAUUAGUUUUAUUAUUUUACCCCGCCCAUCUGACUGGGUUGCCUCAGCCACUCCGGGCGGCUGGUGUAUAUUUUGCUCUAGGAGGCUUCGUUUGAUCAGAAUCGAGUCAACACUUCCAGAGUUAACACUAAAUACAGCUCUUCUAGUUAAGGAACCACCAUAGCUGCUAGAGGGCUGUAGAAAUUUGUGUCCUGGGCUUUUUAGACUUGCCUACCCAUGUACUAGGGACGCGGGUGGCACUGUGGGUUAAACCACAGAGCCUAGGGCUUGCCGAUCAGAAGGUUGGCGGUUCGAAUUCCCGCGACGGGGUGAACUCCCGUUGCUCAGUCCCAGCUCCUGCCCACCUAGCAGUUCGAAAGCACAUCAAAGUGCAAGUAGAUAAAUAGGUACCGCUCCGGCAGGAAGGUAAACGGCAUUUCUGUGUGCUGCUCUGGUUCGCCAGAAGUGGCUUUGUCAUGCUGGCCACAUGACCCGGAAGCUGUACGCCGGCUCCUUCGGCCAGUAAAGCGAGAUGAGCGCUGCAACCCCAGAGUCGUCCGUAACUGGACCUAAUGGUCAGGGGUCCCUUUACCUUUACCCAUGUACUAUCAGAAACUAAAGGGGUGCCUUGGUUGCCAGAUGUGAGAUACCUUGGGCAUUAUUUCCAGCUCACCUGCCCCCACCAUCCUUGCCACUUCUCAGGGCCUUCUGCAUAGUUUUCUUUUGGACCUUGAUCCUCCUCCUGCUUGCCUCCACCUGUUAUGGAAAAGCCACUCUGUACAUGCUCAGAGGGCCAAAGCUUAGGCUGGAGGAUGGGAAUCAAGUGUGGCUUGGCCCCUGCUGUGCUCUCUCCUCCAUAUUCUGUCCCAUGUUGGACGUCCUCCUGUCGGAGGGCCUGGGUUGAAUGGGUGGCGUUACUCAGAGGGUGUAUGUUCCUAUCUAUGCAUAUAAAGAUAUAUAUUCAGUCUGCUCUGGCUUCUAAUGAUCAAAGGACUCUGGUGUUGUACCAAUGGAGGGGGGGAAUGCUCGGCAUGAAAUAAAGAGAAUGAUGUACAAAAGCCAAUGCUAAUUCUGUGUUUGGAAUGACAAAUUCAGAAGGGAACGGAUACAUAUGCCUGUGGCCAAAAUUAGGAUGUUGCAUAAGGUGUGA
Messenger RNA from Zootoca vivipara (common lizard), 5329 nucleotides. It is a transcript of the gene SLC5A5, whose product is annotated as solute carrier family 5 member 5. Gene Ontology annotation, cellular component: extracellular exosome; membrane. NCBI's taxonomy places the organism in Eukaryota, Metazoa, Chordata, Lepidosauria, Squamata, Lacertidae. The record is from RefSeq and is a predicted model, not a curated record. Gene Ontology annotation, molecular function: sodium:iodide symporter activity. Gene Ontology annotation, biological process: iodide transmembrane transport; thyroid hormone generation; sodium ion transport.